Molecule: messenger RNA, 6431 nt
Organism: Paramecium pentaurelia
Lineage: Eukaryota; Ciliophora; Oligohymenophorea; Peniculida; Parameciidae
Source: the annotation of a GenBank genome assembly
AUGAAUUUCUCCUUGAAGUAAUUAAGAAAUAUCCUGAAAAAAUUAUUAUCUAGAUGUAAUAUAUAAAAUAAUAACAUCUCAAAAAUUAAAAGUAUUAAAAUAUCAAAUGAUGACUUUAAAAAUAAUUUAUCAAAUUAAAAAUAAAUAAUUGAAUUUUUAUUAUUCAAGUUAAAUAUUGAAGAAUUAAUAAAUGAUUCUGAAAGGUAAGAUUUAUAAUUAAUUGAGAAGCAUUUCGGAGAAUUGUUCAUUGAAUAAUCUUCUCUACCUUUACAUGUAGAAAAACUAGAUUAAAUUAUUGAAGGAUUAUAAAUUGAUGAUACAAUAAAUAAAAUAACUAAUGAAAAUUUUAAUCAAAAACAAUUGAAAUUAGAGGAAGAUAAGUUCUAGAAUUUUUUGAAUUAAUUGAUAUUAAUUAGAGAAUCUAGUUAGGAUUCAAAUUAAUAGAUAAUUGAAAUAGAAAUAUUAAUUAAAAAAGCAGAAGUGGUUGUUGAAACAUUUCUAAAUUGCGAAAAUCAAAAUAUAGAAAUUUUUAAAAUACCAUUAUGUGAGGAGAUAUGUGAUUUACAAAAAAUAAUUGAAAAUUGCAAGAAAAAUAAAGAUAAGUAAGAUAAUGAAAAAUAAAAUAUUUAUCACGAAAGUCAUUUAAAUAAAUUAAAUAUAUUAAAUAAUACAAGUGAUUUAGAUUAAUUUGUUAAAAAAGAUCAAAUCGAUGAUAUUUAUUAUCAAAAACUUAAGAAAUUUAACAAUUACUUUGAUGAAAAAUAUAUUACAAAUUUAAAAUUUAUAAUUAAAAUUGUAAAACUAUAUUAAAUUAAAAUAAAAGAAGAAAAAUAAGUUUUACAUGAAUUGCUUGAAGAAAUUCAAAAAUUUACUAGCAAAAUUGAUUUUAUGAAAAAAUAUGAAGGAACUAUUUAUAACAAAAUGCAACAAAGUUUUAUUGCUUGCUUUGAAAAAAUGAUCAAUAAUUUUGAAUAAAAGUAUUGGCCAAUAAAUAGUAUAUCAUUACAAAAAAAUGAAAAUUAAUAAAUAUACUUUGAAAGAAUAUUUGCAAAUUUUUAUUCAAUAAUUAAUGAAUAUGAAAAAAUAAAAAAUUUGACUGAUGAUUUAAAAUAUCCUGCUCUGUGUUCAUAAAUUGAUCAAGGUGCUAUUCAGAAAUUAGAGGCUAAAUUUUAAGGUAAAGCAAGAGAGAAAAGUUUCAGAUCACAACAAAUUUAAAUUAAAUAAGAAAUUCUUAUAUAAACAGUAUCUAAAAUAUAUUUGAUACACAAUUUAGAAUAAGAAUUUGAAAAAGACCCUAACCAAUAAAUAGGCUUAUUUAAAACUUUGAUACAAAAAUAUAAAGAUUUAAAAAAUAAUGAUGAAUGGAAGAUUAAAUAAGGAUUAGUUUUUUCAAUCAUAUCGAUUUCAUCCAAUUGUUUCACAGAUACCAUUAUUUAGUUCUGCUAAAAGGCCCUUAUUUAAAUAUGGAUUUAAGAAAAAGAUGAAAGAAUUAGAAAUUUGUUAAAAAAUUAAAACUUAAUAACUAGUUAAAUCUAAAUUUUAAAGAAAGAUUGGAAGACAUAAUGUGAUAGAAUUUCAGGAGAAAUGUAAUAAUUGCUUCAUAAAAUUGAUGAUUUGUAAGAAUAAAUUUCUCAUGAGUAUAAUCUAAAAAAACGAGAUUAAUAACUUUAAGAAGUAGAUGAAACAACUUAAUAAUUGAAUGAAUAUAUUGAAAAUAUUAGCGAAAUGGGUUAACAACUUGAUUUGAUUCAUAAUUUUGUAAGCAAUAUCAGAUAGGGAUUAAAAAGAAUAGAGGGAAAAAUAAAUUAGAUAAAAAUGUAAUUGAAUAAUAUGGAUAAUGACAUUAAAUUUUUGAGAGGAAAAUCAGUUGAAUAACUGCUUGAAAUUAGAAAAUGGAAAGUAUUGGACGAAGCAGCAUAUAAAAAAAUUAAGUCUAUCUAUGUUCCAUUAAAAACUUAAGAGAAAAUGAAAGAGAAUAUAAAAAAUUUGAUGAGUUUAGAAGAAUUUGAUAAUAAAGUUGGAGCAGUGGAUGAGUUUUUAUAAUAAGAGAAAACAGUGUUGUUAAUUCAUGGUAUGGCUGGAUCAGGUAAAACUACUGCAGCAAAAAAAAUAGAAGAGUUAAUUUGGAAAUUACAUGAAAAUAAUAGAAAAAUCAAUAAGCUAUAGCUCAUACCAAUAUAUAUUUUAUUGCCUUCUUUGAAAAAUCCUGUUUUUUCAGCUGUUGAGGAGGCACUUUAAAAUGAUUAUGGUUUUGACCAGCUCUAAUUGAAGGAAUGUAAAGAAAUGCUGGAGAAGAAAUAAUUCAGAUUUUUAUUAAUAAUGGAUAGUUAUGAUGAGAUGAAGUUAGAGAACAUAUAAAAAAAUUUAUACAUAAAUAAUAAAAUUAAUUAGAAUUGGACUAACCCACUUGUUAUUUUUACCACAAGAAGUGAAAUUCUUACAAAUAGUAAUUAUGCAUAAUGGUUUGCACCUGAUGAUUAAGAAAAAUUGAAAGAAAUCUAGAUUCUAAAAUUUGACUAAGUGUAAAAGCAAGAAUAUCUUUAAAAAUACACGAUUUAAAGUAUAAAAAUGUUGAUUUUUGAAAUAUAUGAAUGGUAAAUUCAAGUUUAAAACAGAGAAGUUAUUGAUAUCAAUAAGUUUGAAAUGUGUUGGGAAAAAUUAUAGUCAUCAAUUUUGAAAUACGAUUUAUCAAUGUCGAAAUCUGAAACUCUUUUAAAUCAAAAAUAAAUAGAAAGCAUUUUAUUAUAUUUGAAUGAUGAUGAAUUCAUUGCUUUAAAAAGUAAUGAAGCUAUAAGAAGCCUUAGGAUAAAUUUACAAAAACUAUGGAGCGUUGAAAAAUAUGACAAUAUGAUGUAGCAGAUGAAUUUAAAUAAAUUUAUGGAAACUCCUUAUAUGAUGGAAAUUAUAGUAUAAGUGUUGCCAGAAAUGAUGGUGAAAGCGGCUGAGAUAGUUAAUUUAAAAUAAAAUUUCAUAAAGAAUUUUUCAAAAAUGUUUAAAGAUUUCUUCAAAAGCAAAAGUAUGAUUCAUUUAUAUAAUUAACAAAAGAAAAAUUAUCUAAUAAAAGUAAGUAAUGAAGUUGAAAAAGAAACUUGCCAAGAAAAUUUUUUUGAUUAGAACAAAAAAUGGGAAGUUUUAUAGGUUCAAGAUUGUUUUGACUCUACUUCAACAGGUUUGUAAAUUUGGGAAAAAAUUGAUAAUCUUUAGAUUGCUCUAGAGGUUUGGAAUAGGAUGGAAGAAAAUUCAAUUCCUAGUUAAUUAUAGAUUUCUAGUGAAUUCAACGAACUAAGUUAAAAACUUUUAUAGAUUUUUAAACUUAAUCGAGGGCUACCAAUUAAUGAAUUAAAUAAAGUUGAAAUUAAAAAGGAAAAUCUAAUUUAAUUAGUUUUUGAUGCCUUAAAAGAAUAAAAUCUCACAAAUUAUGAUUUUUAUGAUGAGUUUAUUAAUAUGUACCAUUUGAAACAAAUUGAAAAAUAGAGAAGCUUAAGAAAAUCUAUAAAUAUUGAUCGAUUUCUUCAUGAUUUAAAAUAAUAUUCAAUUAAACUUGCAAAAACAAUGAGCAAAAAAUUAGUGACUUAAGUCUAAUAUUAAUAAUAAGGUUUAUUAUAUAAGGAUGAAAGAGAAGAAGAAAAAUGGCUAAAUGAAUUUUUUAAUGAUGAUGGGUAAUACGGAUCAUAUAAAAAGGAUAUAAGAAGUUGCUCAUUGAUCUAAUAAAAAGGUACAAACUUUUAAUUUGUCCAUAAAUCUAUAUAAGAGUUCUUAAUUGCAGCCGAUUUAUACGAAGUACUAGUUUUAUCAAAAGAUUUUGAUAUUAAAAUAUUCAGAUCGAUAAUUGAAAUUUUGACAAAAUAAAGAUACAAAGAAUAAAAUUGUGAAGAAUUCCUAUCAUCUCAAGAGCAUUUCGAAAUUUAUAUAAAUGUAGAUAAUUUAUCACUUUUUGAAAGGCAAUAAAAAUUUAAUACUUGGUAAAAGAGCAUUAUGUCAAUUAUAAAUCUAAUCAAAAUACUAAAAUAACAUGAUUUUAAUCAGAUUAAUUAUUCCACUGAAAUUUAUACAGAAACAAGAAAAUUUUUGAUUAAAAAAAUUUCAUCAGAGAUUAAGAUUAUAGAAUUUUUAAAAUUAAUUGUUCAUCUAACUUCUUUAGAUAAAAAUUUAAUAUAGAGUGGGUCUAAUUCACUCAAUAUACUAGUCGAAAUAAAAGUUGAUCUUACAAACUAGUUUUUUCUUAAUAUAAGGAUUUAAAAUACUUCUUUAAUCGGAGGUAAUUUUGCAAAAUGCAAUCUAAGUGGAGCUGAAUUUUAAAAUAUAAAUAUAAAUGGAAUGAAUUUAAAUGGAGCUUAAUUAAUUGAUUGUAAAUGGAAAAAUUUAAGAAUUAAUGAUUUACAUUAAUUAAAUGGUCAUGAUGGGCCUGUUAAUUCAUUAUGCUUCUCUCCUGAUGGUAUUAUAUUGGCAUCUGGUAGCAUGGAUUAAUCUAUUCGUUUAUGGGAUGUUGGAACAGGAUAGCAAUAAUCCAUAUUGGAAGGACAUAGCAAUUCAGUUUAGUCAGUAUGCUUUUCUCCUGAUGGUAGUGUGUUAGCAUCUGGUAGUGAUGAUAAGACUAUUCGUUUAUGGAAUUUUAAAACAGGAAAAUAAAUAUUAUAAUUAAAUGGUCAUCAUGCAGAAGUCCUAUCUGUUUGCUUCUCUGCUGAUGGUAGUACAUUAGCAUCUGGUGAUGGUGAUAAGACAAUUCGUUUAUGGGAUAUUAAAAAUGGACAUUAAAAAUCUAAUUUAGAAGGUCAUAGUAAUAAUGUCACAUCAGUAUGCUUCUCUCCAGAUGGUACUAACUUAGCAUCUGCUAGUUGGGAUAAUACUAUCCGUUUGUGGGAUGUUAAGUCUGGACAACAAAUGUUAAAAUUUGAUGGACAUAUUAGUUACAUCUCAUCAAUUUGCUUCUCCCCUGAUGGUACUACAUUAGCAUCUGGUAGUAAUGAUAAGUCAAUUUGUUUAUGGGAUAUUAAAACAGGACAAUAAAAAUCUAAAUUACAAGGGCAUAGUUAUGGGGUCUAUUCAAUAUGUUUCUCCCUUGACGGUACUACAUUGGCAUCUGGUAGCGAUGAUAAUUCUAUCCGUUUAUGGGAUGUAAAAACAGGAUAACAAAAAUCUAAAUUGGAUGGCCAUACUAAUGCAAUUCUAUCAGUCAGCUUCUCUCCUGAUGGAAUAAAAUUAGCAUCUGCUUGUUGGGAUAAUUCUAUCCGUUUGUGGGAUGUUAAGACAGAACAAUAAAAAACUUAAUUAGAAGGACAUAGUAGUUUUGUAUCAUCAGUAUGUUUUUCUCCUGAUGGCACCACGUUGGCAUCUGGCAGCAAUGAUAGCUCUAUUCGCUUAUGGGAUGUAAAAACAGGAUAACAAAAAUCUAAAUUGGAUGGACAUAGUAAUGCAGUUCUAUCAGUCUGCUUCUCUCCCGAUGGUACUACAUUAGCAUCUGGUAGUAAUGAUAAGUCAAUUCGUUUAUGGGAUAUUAAGACAGGAUAAUCAAUGUUAAAAUUAGAUGGACAUAAUUUUGCGGUUUAUUCAAUAUGCUUCUCUCCUGAUUGCACUAUGUUAUCAUCUGGAAGUGAUGAUAGCUCUAUUCGCUUAUGGGAUGUAAAGACAGGAUUACAAAAAUUAAAAUUAGAUGGACAUACUAAUGCAGUUCUAUCAGUUUGCUUCUCUCCUGAUGGUACUAUUUUAGCAUUUGGGAGCGAUGAUAAUUCUAUUAGUUUAUGGGAUGUUAAGACAGAAUAAUUACAACUUAAAUUAGAAGGUCAUAAUGGUUGGGUUUAAUCUGUAUGCUUCUCUCCUGAUGGUAGGAUAUUAGGAUCUUGUAGUGGAGAUAAGUCUAUCCGUUUAUGGGAUGUUAAGACAGGAAUAUAAAAAUCUUUAUUAAAUGGUCAUACUCAUCAUGUUUAAUCAAUAUGCUUCUCUCCUGAUGGCACUACAUUAGCAUCUGGUAGUAAUGAUUGCUCUAUUCUUUUAUGGGAUGUUGAGACAGGAAAGUAAAAGUCAAAAUUAGAUGGCCAUACUCAUUACGUUCAAUCAGUUUGUUUCUCUCCUGAUGGUACUUUGUUAGCGUCUGGAAGUUGUGAUUAAUCUAUCCGUUUAUGGGAAGUUAAGAAAGGAUAAAUAAUUAACCCCUUGGAGGAAAAUUAUAAAGAUAAUUUUGCAAAAUUUUUCAAACCCCUUUAACAUAUUUCAUUUUCCGAAGACGGUAAAAUUAUUUUUGUUAUUUAGUAAACAAUAAUAUAACUAUUCAACAUAUAUCUCAAUAACCAAUCUUUUAAGCAAAAGGAGCUUUAAUCUUGAAUGGAGAAUUUACAAAUCAUUUAGGCAUGGAUUUACGAAAACUAUUUGAAUAAAGAGGAAGUUUUAUUUUAGAAACAUACCUAGAAUAACAAAAAAAUAAAAAUAAAAAUUGA